Messenger RNA from Mytilinidion resinicola, 516 nucleotides. RefSeq lists its product as uncharacterized. The transcript has a single exon. The coding region runs from base 1 to 516 and encodes 171 amino acids. The record is from RefSeq and is a predicted model, not a curated record. NCBI's taxonomy places the organism in Eukaryota, Fungi, Ascomycota, Dothideomycetes, Mytilinidiales, Mytilinidiaceae.
AUGAGCGACUCUAGCCCAUACUUUCGUUCGCCGCCCAUCUCGACCGCGUCCGGCGUCAACAGGUCCGGCAAGCUUACAUGGGGGCUGCUCAACCGCCCUCAAGGCGCGGCCACACCCGAGAAGCGCCGAUCGUUUUGUCAUCCGAUUAUUAGACGACUGAGUCGGAGGUUAAGUUCGUCGCAGACCGCCGCCCAUACGGCUCGUCUACUGAUACCUCAGUCACUAGCAUCUCGGUGCAGAGAUCCAGCUUGCGCAAUGAUGGAGGAGUGCACGCUUCGGUCCCCCCAGAUGAGCCCGUCCCCCAACAUCAUCCGUGGCCAAGGGAACAUGGAUCGCACCAACGCCGCUCCCGAUGAGCCCAUCCAUCCGCCCCUCCUCCCGAGGACACUGGAAGCCGCGGGGGCUGGAGCUCCGCCCGCUUCCAUGUACGGGGCUGGCGAAAGAGGAGAGAACGUCAAAUCUGCUGAACCUCUCGCCAAGUCCGGGAAUAAUUAUUGGUGUCAUGCGGGCAAAUGA